AUCAAAGGUUAAGUGUUCUUCAAUGACAGUCGGGUGGCCUUCUACCCAGAUUUCUCGGUGGAGUUAUGCAAACAGCGCACCAAGUUCACCGAAGUUUGUCUCUGACUACGUACCAAGGGAUACCACUUUGCCAUUUUGUUUCCAGCUUGCCUUAGGGUGGUUGACGGGACUACAAUUAGAUUCUUCACUUCUCCGGAUGAGGCUCUGCAGUGGGCGGAUGCAGCUCCUGAUGCGGCUCCUCCAGACUGAAUUCCAGACUACCUGCUGCUGUCGGACUCUUCUACGCUUUUCAGUCUACUUAGAACCAACACACCAGUUCCAGGAAGGCGACACUGUCCUGGUUAAGACUCUGUGGAAAGGAAAGAAGCCCGGAGACUUCACCUUUGGACCCCCAACCACAGUUGUUGCCGUGACGAAAACGUCGGUUCUCACGGAAGACAGCCCUUCUUGGAUCCACGCCUCUCGGAUCAAACUCGUUCAAAAUUACCCAAAGGAGGUAAUAACGGGGGCAGACAGCCCUGACCUUGAAAGCCUACCGAAAGAUGUACCCGCUGAUGCCCUGGCCUUGUUCUGGCAGAUGGUUGAAGAAACUAAGUCUCCUGAUGUUUGCAUUAAUGACUUUAUUGACUUUGAUACACCCCACGGUGACUCUACAGAAUGAAUUAGAGAGACACCCAAACGAUAAGUUCCUGAAACACCAUAUAAUGUUAGCACAAAACCUCACUGCGAAGGAUUGUUGGAUAUGCACCCAUGCCCCUGUGUCUGCCCAAAGCAUGCCCUACUUUGCUAUCCCUGUGCCCUCAUAUGUAUUAUUUCAGGGAGACUGUUUUGACAUGCUUGCUGACAAGGAGACACCAUAUGCAAAGAACUGAAACACCUCAGUGGGUAUUCCUAUAGUAGGAUGGGUGGGGCAGCCAUGGUGGCAGGGAAACUUAAGCAGCCCAGGCCCAGGACCACACCAAAUGUUGGUCUUCAAAGGGGGUUCCUGGGUAACUCGAGUAGUCACACAUAUAUUAGACCUAGGAGAGAUCCCCACGGAAGGGAUAAAAGUUAGUUUUCACAGGACAUCCGCAAGUGCUGAUCUUCUUAAACCCAGCCAGAUAGAAAGGUACUUACAUGACCCAAGGUGGCCAAAUAACACCCUCUUUACUCAGGCUACUCAAGACGUAGACUGCUAUAAUAUAACAGGACACCAACUAUGCAAUGACACCAACUUACUGAUCCAA
Molecule: messenger RNA, 1226 nt
Organism: Hyla sarda
Lineage: Eukaryota; Metazoa; Chordata; Amphibia; Anura; Hylidae
Exons: 2
Coding region: 23-661 (212 amino acids)
Source: RefSeq, a predicted model, not a curated record